Molecule: messenger RNA, 1073 nt
Organism: Ochotona curzoniae (black-lipped pika)
Lineage: Eukaryota; Metazoa; Chordata; Mammalia; Lagomorpha; Ochotonidae
Gene: RAB13
Product: RAB13, member RAS oncogene family
Exons: 8
Coding region: 68-679 (203 amino acids)
Biological process (GO): protein localization to plasma membrane; regulation of exocytosis; cellular response to insulin stimulus
Cellular component (GO): plasma membrane; endosome; synaptic vesicle
Molecular function (GO): GTP binding; GTPase activity
Source: RefSeq, a predicted model, not a curated record
CGUCGGCCCACCCGUGCGGUCCCGCCCCCCUUGGCCGGCCCUGCCCCCGGCGCCCCCAGCGUCCGCCAUGGCCAAAGCCUACGACCACCUCUUCAAGUUGCUGCUGAUCGGGGACUCGGGGGUGGGCAAGACGUGUCUGAUCAUCCGCUUCGCCGAGGACAGCUUCAACAGCACCUACAUCUCCACCAUCGGAAUCGACUUUAAGAUCCGCACUGUGGACAUCGACGGCAAGAAGAUCAAACUGCAGGUCUGGGACACGGCUGGCCAAGAGCGAUUCAAGACGAUCACUACUGCCUAUUACCGCGGAGCCAUGGGCAUCAUCCUAGUGUACGACAUCACUGAUGAGAAAUCCUUCGAGAAUAUUCAGAACUGGAUGAAGAGCAUCAAAGAGAAUGCCUCUGCGGGGGUGGAGCGCCUCCUGCUGGGGAACAAGUGUGACAUGGAGGCCAAGAGGAAGGUGCCCAAGGAGCAGGCCACCAAGCUGGCCCAAGAGCACGGCAUCCGGUUUUUCGAGACAAGCGCCAAAUCCAGUGUGAACGUGGAUGAGGCCUUCAGUUCCCUGGCCCGGGACAUCUUGCUCAAGUCUGGAGGCCGCAAAUCGGGAAACAGCAGCAAGUCCCCGGGCACAGAGCUGAAACCCAGCGACAAGAAGGGCACCAGCAAGUGCUCCCUGGGCUGACCACCUGGCGGGCCGCCCCCGCCGCCGCACGCCGGGUGGGCCACUGCACGUCGGUGGGCGCGGGGGCUGAGGGCCUACGAGGGCUUGGUGGAGAGGAGGAAAGGAAGAAGGAGAGAGCGAAGGGAGAAAAGCUUCAAAGGGAACGGGAGGCGGGAGCAGGGAGCAGGAAGGUCUGAGGAAGUGAAGGAAGGUGAGGAGUUGGAAGGAGGGAGGCAGAGGUGGCCCGGCCUCAGCCCUUCCGGGGCUACAGGGCACACGCCCAUGUAAAGGUGUCCACUGAGGCUGGGGGCGGGUGAGGGCGCGGGGGCUGGGAGAGGCCGGCUGGGUGCCCACCUGACAGCACGGUCCCUCUGCACAGCCCCCGUCGGCAUUAAAGACCCCCAGUUGGCAUAAA